Messenger RNA from Triticum aestivum (bread wheat), 1489 nucleotides. RefSeq lists its product as uncharacterized. The record is from RefSeq and is a predicted model, not a curated record. The transcript has 2 exons. NCBI's taxonomy places the organism in Eukaryota, Viridiplantae, Streptophyta, Magnoliopsida, Poales, Poaceae. Gene Ontology annotation, molecular function: protein binding. Bases 120 to 1268 code for a protein of 382 amino acids.
UAAAAAAACAGGCUCGAUAUACGAGCUAUAGUUGAAUCAAUCAGCAGGUGCAGCUCGCUACGUACGUAUCAAUCACAAGGGAGGGGCCAAAACCAAAACCCUCGUCUCCACCACCGACCAUGAUGCUGCCCGAUGAUCUUCUCGAGGAGAUCUUCCUCCGCCUCCCGCCGGGCGAGCCCGCGUGCCUCGUGCGCGCCUACCUUGCCAGCAAGUUCUGGCUCGGCCUCCUAUCCGGCGCUCGAUUCCACAGCCGCUACCGGGAGUUUCAUGGUGCUCCCCCCAUGCUGGGCUUCGUUUAUGCCUUGUCCUCGUACACCCAGACGAAGGUGGACAAACCCAUCCCACGCUUUGUCUCCACCACGGAAUUCGCCGCCCGCGUUCCCGAUGACGACUUGGCCAUGGCCGCGUUGACCACGGACUAUAUUGCAUUGGACUGCCACCAUGGCCGCGUUCUACUCGGCGAUCGUAAACACAAUCCGCUUGUCGUUUGGGACCCCAUGGCAGGCUGCCUGACGAAGAUGCAAGCACUCAAAGGACAAAGCAGAACCAGUGCGGCCGCGGUGCUCUGUGCCGUGACCGGCUGUGACCAUUGCGCCUGUCACCACGGCCCAUUCCAGGUUUUCUUCUUCGGCAUGAGCGUUCAUGGUGCUCAUUGUGUUAUACACCUCUCUGUGUUCUCGUCGGAGACACUUGGCUGGAGCGAGCCCCAGACAUGCCUUGGUCUUGAUCUUGACGAUGCUGCAUUCAUCAAGCCAGCGCCCUCUGUCGCCAUCCAAGGCGCACUUUACUUCAUGCAAGGGAGUUUUGAAGAUGAUCACAUAACAGGAUUUCUGAAGUACGGCUUGGGCUCUAAUUGCUUAUCGCUGAUUGAUGCGCCGCCGAUGAGGGGAUCUCUCAUUAUUGGUGCCAAUACUCUCAUGGCUAUGGAGGACGACAGUUUGGGUUUUGCACAAGUGAAAAGGUUAACCAUCUACCUGUGGUCAAGGCAUAUGGGUUCCGAUGGAGUUGCAUCAUGGACUCAGCCUAGAAUCAUUGAUCUCAAGAACCUUCUACCCAUUCAGAAUCCUAGUGGAAGAAUUAAACUGAUUGGAUCUCUGGAGGGUAGUGAUAUCAUUUUCGUGACCACAGACCUUGGCAUCUAUGAGCUUAAUCUAAAGUCGCUACACUGGAAGAAGCUAUGGGGAAAGAAAGAUGUUUGGUGUUUGUUUCCGUGCAUGAGUUUCCCCAGUCCACAAGAAAGGAUGAUUUCUUGUGAUGCGGCUCAUUGACGUUGUACGGUUGAAUAUGAAGGGCAGGAGGCCAUUGUCAUCAAACAGAAAAGAUGACUACUAGGAGGCGAGAUGGUCUUGUGAUGAAUUAUAAAGUAUCUAGUAGCUGGUUUGGUGCAAUGGUGCUUGUAUUCUCUUAGUGCUGGUAGCCUUUGUCAGUAAUCUUAAUAACAUAAGUGGGUGAAUGGAUCGGAUUAUAUUUGUUUUGAACCUCUAAUUUC